Molecule: messenger RNA, 801 nt
Organism: Carassius auratus (goldfish)
Lineage: Eukaryota; Metazoa; Chordata; Actinopteri; Cypriniformes; Cyprinidae
Product: ferritin, middle subunit-like
Exons: 4
Coding region: 16-549 (177 amino acids)
Biological process (GO): iron ion transport; intracellular iron ion homeostasis
Cellular component (GO): cytoplasm
Molecular function (GO): ferric iron binding; ferrous iron binding
Source: RefSeq, a predicted model, not a curated record
AUAAAUACCGCCUGAAUGGAUUCUCAGAUUCGCCAGAACUAUGACCGCGACUGCGAGGCUCUGAUCAACAAGAUGAUCAACUUGGAGCUUUACGCUUCCUACAUUUACACUUCAAUGGCUUUCUACUUCAAACGGGAUGAUGUCGCAUUUCCUGGUUUUGCUAAGUUCUUCAAGAAGAACAGCGAGGAGGAGCGCGAACAUGCUGAGAAGUUCAUGGAGUUCCAGAACAAGAGAGGGGGGCGCAUCAUGCUUCAGGACAUCAAGAAACCUGAUCGUGAUAUGUGGGGCAAUGGACUGAUUGCUAUGCAGUGCGCUCUUCAGCUGGAGAAGAACGUCAACCAGGCUCUGCUGGAUCUGCAUAAGGUCGCCUCUGAGAAGGGAGACCCUCAUCUGUGUGACUUCCUGGAGACUCACUACCUGAAUGAGCAGGUUGAGGCCAUCAAGAAACUUGGUGACCACAUCACCAACCUUUCCAAGAUGGAUGCUGGCAACAACAGGAUGGCAGAGUACCUGUUUGACAAGCACACCCUGGAUGAAGACAGCAGCUAAAUGAUGCCCUCAGAUCAUCAACAUGCUACAAAGCCACCAGCCAUAUAUCAAGCAAGAUAUUCUUAUCACAGCUCUUGUUUAAAAUGUUAAAGUUUGAUAAGUUUAACAUUUUUAAGUUUCAUUAUGUCCCCAUUAGACAAUUUAGUUUUGCUCUCUUUAUUACUUGUUAUAGCCAAGCCAUUGCUUUUCUGUUGAAUGUGAACUAAUUGAUUUUAACAUGGUGAGUUUGAUGAAUAAACAUUUUUGGCUGGA